This is a messenger RNA of Pristis pectinata (smalltooth sawfish), 2752 nucleotides long. RefSeq lists its product as uncharacterized. The record is from RefSeq and is a predicted model, not a curated record. The transcript is spliced from 7 exons. Lineage: Eukaryota; Metazoa; Chordata; Chondrichthyes; Rhinopristiformes; Pristidae. Bases 252 to 1037 code for a protein of 261 amino acids. Gene Ontology annotation, biological process: protein localization to plasma membrane.
GGAGCGACAGCUGGCAACAGAUGCAACUUCCUUCAAGCUCCGUGCUGGCUGCUCUUCGGGUGUGAACUCGCUUUUAAAGUGUGAUUCACCGACCCGGAGCUGGCUAAGACUCCCGCCUCCGGCAGCGUGAGAAGGUUUCCACCUCGGAUUGUUGUAUUUUUUUUCCCCUCUCGGUGGUCUUCUCUGAUGGUGUAAUCGAGUGGAUCGCACUGUUGUUGGACCUGGUUUGAUCUCUUGCAUCUGGAGUCACCAUGAGCUGCUGGCUGUUCCUGCCUCUGUUGACCAGCAUUAUAUCCAUCGCGGGAACGUGGACAGUCUAUGGUCUUGCCUUAGCAAAUGAGCACAUAUGCCCAUUAUACAACUGGGUGUACAAUCGUAACUGUUCUGUUCAUACCUUGGUGAAAUGCUGCACAAUUCAAAACGUGCCGUUCGUAAGCACCAGUGGCAUGAACCUCCCUGAAAACUCCCUCUACAGUGCAGUGCUCAAUGCAGUGUCUGUUUUAUUCGCUGUCGUGUGUAUUUUUCGACAUGCUCAGAUAGUGGAUCGAAAAGUGGAUGAUGCUACAUUGAGUAAGGUUGCUAUGAUUGUUGGCUUCUUUGGUUCCGUGGGAGGCUUCAUUGCUGGAAACUGUAACUCAUCGGUUCUCAUGGUACUACAUUACUUUGGAGCCUCACUAUGUUUUGUCAGCGGUUGCAUGUAUUGCAUAUUACAGACUGCUUUAACAUUCAAGCUAUAUAUAACCGGAAAGGAAUGCUUCUUGGUGCCGAUACGUGGAGUACUGACCAGCCUUCAAGUGAUCUUCUCCAUCGGCUAUUUGGCUUUUUUUGUCCAUCCAGAUCUCUCAAAGAAACACAUAGGAGCCAUUUGUGAAUGGAUCUUGGCCACAAAUUUUUAUGUUUUUAUUAUGUCAUUUGCCUUUGAAUUUUACCAUAUUACCUCUUCAGUUCUCCUCGUAUUCAUUAGUAGACCCGACGAUGAGAAAAUUGCAAUUCUGUCAGAACCCAGAGGUACAGGUAUGGCUACAUUCGACAAAUAGAAGCAGAGUGCACAGACGGGCUGUGCAAUUCUGGGCCAUUGCAACCACAUGAUUCUCCAUAUUAUUUAGCUUAUGUAUUGUCAGUCUUUCAGUCCCUAUCAAACUAUUUGUUUCUUCUUUGGAAUCAACUGAUAGCUUUUUUCUUUCAAACAUCCACUUUUACACAGCGUAAGACUGUGGGAAAUGUCAUUGUCCAAAUACUCCUCUCCAGUGUCUCUCAAUAGCACUCAGCUCCUAAAUGUAAAGUAAUUAUGUUAAAAAAGUUAACUAUAUUAAGUAUUUGCUGCCCUUGAGUUCCAUACCCUCCCGCCACUGCCCCCCCCCCCCAACCUCUCCAUCCAUCCUCCACAAUCCAAGAAAGACAUGCAAAGGAAGACAUGGAAAGGUGAUGGGGAACUCCUGGCCCUCCAGCUUCUUCAGAUGUUCCUAGAGGAACUGUCGAUUGACUUUGAGGUUGCUCCACCACUUCUUGGAUUGGAUAAUAUGCAGUGGGUCAAUUGAAAGGUGAGAAAGGCAAAAAGAAGGUAACUACCACCUUUACCAUCCAGCUUCCCCAAAGGUUCUGGCCUUUUGUGCCAAGCAGCCAAAAAGCACUUGGCUGUCUUCAAGCCUACACUUGUAGGUCACACCAUUUUUUCUAAGGUGACAAUGGAUUGGCCAGUGCUGCCUGUACAUUGGUCCAUGCUACUGAUGAGGCCUGAUGAACACACCUUCUCGACCAGGGCUGGUGCAGAACCCAGUCAAGGUGUUGAGGUUUGUAGGGCAGGUGGGCCCAUUUUCUCUAAUAACUACUUUACUUUGUUGCCUCUGAUGGGAAGAUUGUAGCCAUGACUGCUAAAGGAAGUAAUUUCUCAGGGUAUUUUAAACAGUCAAAUGCACUCGCAAUGGAUCAGCUCCUUCCUUCCCUGCUGCCAUCUAUGGAGCUUCCCAUUGCAUGAAAUGAAUGGAAGUAAGAUACCUCUCAGUUCUGUUCUGGGCUCCAGUUAAACAGCACUUGAAGAACUGAUUGAAGAGGUGUUACUACCUUGUGGAAGGAGGAAAUGUCUGAAGGAGCAGAAGUUCCUGUGUAUGCUACCCAGGUACAUCACUGCCUUGCUGCUAUACAAAUUGCCAGCCCAAUUCAUUCCCUGCUAAUAGACACAUUCUCUGCUGUGCAGACUCUCUCAAGGUGAUAUUUAUCUUUUGAUCAUAUCUAUUUUUGAUAUUGAUAAUGGCAGUCAUGAUUGAUCACCCAUUCUUAUUACCACAGAACCAUACAAAAGCGGCUGUGUUGGCGUCAUGCCUGUGCCAGCAUUUUGAACAAGCUAAGCAAUUAGUCCCAGCGCUCAUCUUCAUUAAUAGUUCAAUUAAAUAUGCUUCCACCACCCUUUCAGACAAUGCAUUCCAGAUAAUAACUCAUUGUGUAAAGGCUGCAUUCCUCAUGCUGCCAAACAACUUACACCAACAGUCAGACUCUCUGACACUAAACUCCACACUUUUAUGAAAGAUCAAAUGCCCCAAAUCUCAGGUAUGCUGCCACAUUUAAUUCCACUGAAAUCUGGAUGUGCCUUCCACAGUAGGGAGAAUAAAAUGGAAUUCAUUUUACCUUUUUUCUUAAUUGUUUGGGUUUUAUUGUAUGCACUCAGAAUGGAAAAUGUACUGUACUAUUUGUAGUUCUGUAUCAUGCUUAGCUUUCAAAACUCCAUGAAAUAAAUUCAGCAUCAAUACCUCAAAUC